UGGAGGCUCGGUUACGGCGCUGCGGGCGGAGUGCUGCUGCUGCUGCUGAUUCCUGCGUUACUCCGCGCGCUGAGAGUUUAUCGGUCAUUCAUCGGUAUUUUAUCGGUAUUAAGAGCGGGAUCCGGCGGCGCGCGGGCUCAUGCUGUAGGGUUUCUGAGCGUGCAACAUGCCGGAGAUUAAACUGAAGCACGUGGUUUCCUGCAGCACUGAGGACUCAACUCACAAGGCGGAUAACCUGCUGAGCUCCGACACGUACAGGAAGUGGAAAUCUGCCCGACCCGGGGAGAAGCAGACGUCCGUUAUCUUACAGUUCGAGAAGGAGGAGCAGGUGCACAGUAUCGAUGUGGGGAACGAGGGCUCCGCCUUCAUCGAGGUUCUGGUGGGUCACUCCACCUCCGUCAGGGAUCAGGACUUUCAGGUUCUGCUGGUGACGUCAUCGUUCAUGUCCCCGACCGAGAGCCGCAGCGGAACCAACCUGAACCGGGUUCGGUUCUUCGGGCCUCAGCAGCUGGUGAAGGCCACGGCCCAGGAGAAGUGGGACCGGGUCAAAAUCGUCUGCAGUCAGCCCUACAGCAAGAACAUCGCGUACGGAGUGUCGUUUAUAAAGUUCCACUCUCCACCCGACGGCUCUGAACCUCCCGCUGCUACUCCACCUAAGUUGACUAAACUGGGACAGUUCCGGGUGAAGGACGAGUCUCCGGCGUCCGGAUCGAACCUGCAGCCCGGCAGCCUGUUCUUCAACCGGGACGCCCCGGCUAAACCCAGCCCGGCACUGAAGGUUUCUCCUCAGAGCACUAAACUGAGUUAUGCUGCAGCUGCUCUCCAAUCAGAACCUUCCACCCAGAACCCGCCCACCACCAGCUCACCACAGGCUCCAGUUAAGAGGAAGUUCGAGUUCAGUAAGGAACGACAGGAAGCUCCGCCCCCUCCGGCUAAAAAGCCCAGCCCCUCCGUCUCUCCUCAGACAGGAUCGGCCACGCCCAGAACCAAACCUAGCUCCGCCCACACAACCAGCCCGAACCCGGCUAAGAGCAGAACCGAGAAAAAGCCGGAGAUCAAACCCAAACCCAAACCCAGAUCGGUGGAGGCGGUUCCGUUAAACCGGAUCAUGGAGGGCGUGGUGUUCGUCCUGAGCGGCUUCCAGAACCCGUUCCGCGGAGAACUGAGAGACAAAGCCCUCGCCAUGGGGGGGCGGUACCGACCCGACUGGACCCCCGACUCCACCCACCUCAUCUGUGCGUUCGCCAACACCCCGAAGUACGGGCAGGUGAAGGCGGCGGGGGGGCUGAUCGUCCGGAAGGAGUGGGUGCUGGACUGCCAUAAGAGGAAGCAGAAGAUCUCCUACAAACGGUAUCUGAUGGACGGGGCGGAGUCCAGCUCGGAGGAGAGCGGUCCUGAGGAAGAGGAUGGAAGUGAUGAAGAGGUGGAGAAGAAGAGUCCGGAGAAGAGGCCGGUCACCCCGAGGAAGAGUCCGGUUAAAUCCGCGGUGAAGGAGGAGGAAGAGUAUGGCGGCUCUACUGAUGGUCCAGAUGAAGAAGAUGAAGAGGAGGAUGGGUCUGGGAUGGACACUGAAGAUGAGCUGAGGAGGGUGGAGAUGAAGAGGAAGAAGAAGAAGGGAGGAGAAGGUGGAGGAGUGGAUGGAGGAGAGGGGGAGCGAGGAGCAGGACGAGUGGAGAGAGAGAGCGACCCGUACGGAGGAUCUACAGACGAGAACACCGACGCCGAGGAGGAGGAGGACAAACCCAUCCCUCCUUUACCAGACUUCCUGUCGGGGAAGAGGUUUUAUCUGUACGGGACGUUUCCUGAUAAUCAGCGCCGACUCCUUCAGCGCUACAUCAUCGCCUUCGACGGGGCGAUGGAGGAGUACAUGAGUGAGAAGGUUCAGUUUGUGAUCACCAGUCAGGGAUGGGACGACUCUUUUGAAGAUGCUCUGAUGGAGAACGGUAAUCUGAGUUUUGUAAAACCAACAUGGAUUUUUGCAAUUAAUGAUCGACAGAAGCUGUUACCCUACCAGCCCUACACUGUAGUACCCUGAACUACACCCUGACCUACACCCUGAACUACACCCUGACCUACACCUAAACCUAAACCAGCCCUACACUGUAGUACCCUGAACUACACCCGAAUCUACACCCUGAACUACACCCUAAACCAGCCCUACACUGUAGUACCCUGACCUACACCCGAAUCUACACCCAGACCUACAACCAGAUCUACAACCGGACCUACACCCUGUACACC
Messenger RNA from Astyanax mexicanus (Mexican tetra), 2241 nucleotides. RefSeq names its product X-ray repair complementing defective repair in Chinese hamster cells 1 (gene xrcc1). The transcript is spliced from 19 exons. Gene Ontology annotation, molecular function: damaged DNA binding. Gene Ontology annotation, cellular component: nucleus. Bases 167 to 2035 code for a protein of 622 amino acids. The record is from RefSeq and is a predicted model, not a curated record. Lineage: Eukaryota; Metazoa; Chordata; Actinopteri; Characiformes; Acestrorhamphidae. Gene Ontology annotation, biological process: double-strand break repair via nonhomologous end joining; single strand break repair; base-excision repair.